Messenger RNA from Fopius arisanus, 576 nucleotides. Its product is annotated as E3 SUMO-protein ligase RanBP2-like. The coding region runs from base 1 to 576 and encodes 191 amino acids. Gene Ontology annotation, molecular function: GTPase activator activity. NCBI's taxonomy places the organism in Eukaryota, Metazoa, Arthropoda, Insecta, Hymenoptera, Braconidae. Gene Ontology annotation, cellular component: cytoplasm; nuclear pore. The record is from RefSeq and is a predicted model, not a curated record. The transcript has 3 exons. Gene Ontology annotation, biological process: intracellular transport.
AUGGUAAUUGCCUGCGCCGCUCAGGACGAGGGUGUGGGGAGAGAGGUCGAGGUGGAAACUAGGUUCAGGGCAUCGGGAAACUUAAAGGAUAAGAAGAAGAAAAGGAAAGAAGUCGGACCGUUAGGAAAAUCAUCUGUCAAGUCACCAGGUACUGAUGACAGUGAGGAUGAGGUCCCAGAGAGAGAAGACGUUUACCUUGCACCGGUUAUUCCGCUUCGUGAGAAGAUCGAAGUAAAAACUGUUGAGGAGAACGAGGAAAUUUUGUACACACAUCGUGCUAAAUUAUUCAGAUUCGAUGAGAAGACACUCAAGUUGUGCCUGAAUCACCUGGUGCCAGAUGAUAUGGAGCUGACAGCCAAGGACGAUAAAAGCUGCGUGUGGAAUGCUGCUGACUACAGUGAUAAUAAGAUCGAGUAUGUCCAGCUUGCCUGCAGAUUCAAGACGCCAGAUAUUGCUGAGCAAUUUAAAAUUUCUGUGGAGGAAGCCAUUGUCUAUGAUUCUGGAUCAAAGGAGGAGAUCCAGAGGACCUCCAAGUCAUGCAGUGUCGGCUCAGGACAGGAUAUUCAGGUGGUUUAG